AUGCAGGAGACACAGACUGCCAACCAGCAGAACGGACCCGGUGCAGCGACUGCGAACAGAUUCCCUGGCCAUGUCUCCAAGCCAUCCAACAGUGAUACCGGUUUCUCCCACGGUGCAUAUUCUCAGAACCAAUACUCAAUGGGUGGAUAUGGCGACAGGCAUCCGCGAAGAGCCAACAUCCCUUCCAUAAAUACACAGCCCAUGGUUCAGCAGGGUCAGAAUGAUAUGCAAACCCCUGGAACGGGGUUCGACAUGCAAUUCACGCCUUUGCUCCCUUCCCAACUCCUGUUGGGUUCACCUUUCCAGUCUGGAACACCAGCAGCUUUCGCAAGCCCUCAGUUCCAAAAUUAUGCCACGUUCCAGCAACAACAGCAGCAGCAACAGCAGCAACAACAGGGCAUGGGAAGUCCGAUUCAGCAGAUGUCUCCUCAGAUGUACCAGAAUCUCGUAUCACCAUCGACGUAUGGAGCUCCUCAGUUCUACCAGCCUCAGUCACCCACCGGUGGCUUCUCGGCGAUGCAGAACCAGAUGCAGCAAAUGCAAAUUCAACCCUCCUCGCCCGUCCAAAUGUCUCCAGGUUUGGUUUCAGGAACUAGUAGGACCGUUUACCUAGGCAAUAUCCCCCCGGAGACGUCUCCCGAGGAGAUAUUGGGACACGUGAGAAGUGGUCAAAUCGAGUCUGUUCGCCUUUUGCCAGACAAGAACUGUGCUUUCAUUUCAUUUUUGGAUGGGAGCUCUGCCACUCACUUUCACUCGGAUGCAAUUCUGAAGAAGCUUUCGAUUCGCGGGCAGGAUAUCAAGGUUGGAUGGGGAAAACCUUCGCAGGUACCAACGUCGGUUGCCCUGGCUGUUCAGCAGUCGGGCGCUUCAAGGAACGUUUACUUGGGAAAUCUAGACGAGAAUAUUUCAGAGGAUGAGCUUCGUGAGGAUUUAAGCAAGUUUGGUCCAAUUGACACGGUCAAGAUUGUUCGUGAAAAGGCAAUUGGCUUUGUGCAUUUCCUUUCCAUUGGCAACGCCAUCAAGGCUGUGUCUCAGCUUCCACAAGAACCCAAAUGGCAGUCACCUCGUCGUGUUUACUACGGAAAGGACAGAUGCGCGUAUGUCUCCAAGACCCAACAGCAGAACGCUGCUCAAUACCUAGGUAUUGCACCUGGGUAUGCUCAUGUGCUCAACGGCGCUGAUCGCGACCUCAUCUCGAACGCUUUGGCUCAACAAUCGGUGGCUGCUGCCGCUGUUGCUACAACUGCUGGAGGAAUCAACAACCUGGGUAACCGAACAGUUUAUCUAGGAAAUAUUCAUCCCGAAACUACUAUUGAAGAGAUUUGUAAUGUUGUUAGAGGUGGACUUUUACACCACAUUCGAUAUAUACCCGACAAGCAUAUCUGCUUCGUCACAUUUAUUGACCCUACUUCGGCGGCUUCAUUUUAUGCUUUGAGCAAUUUGCAGGGCUUAAUGAUUCACAACAGGAGAUUGAAGAUUGGAUGGGGAAAGCAUUCAGGCGCUCUCCCGGCUGCGAUUGCUCUUGCUGUCAGUGGUGGUGCUUCACGAAAUGUUUACAUUGGGAACCUGGAUGAAUCAUGGAGUGAGGAGAGAUUGAGACAGGACUUUUCUGAGUAUGGUGAAAUCGAGCUAGUCAACACCCUUCGAGAGAAGAGCUGUGCAUUCGUCAACUUCACCAACAUCGCGAAUGCUAUCAAGGCGAUUGAGGCCAUUCGUGGGAAGGAGGAGUACCGACGAUUCAAGGUCAACUUUGGCAAGGAUCGUUGUGGAAACCCACCCCGUCAAGUCCAAGGACAGUCUCAACAAUCUCCCCGCAACGAUGGAGUAAACUCCCCACCACCAAACAGCGGUGGGCUCCAACCUAGCCAGGCAGAUUCAUCCCCAACUGGGUCUGCAGCACCCGGGUCCGCCAAUGGCGCCCAGCAGAACUUUCAGUCCACUCCUACACCAUCCACGAUCCUCAACGCAGGCAACAACAACCCCCUCACCAUGUACUUGAACCAAGUCUCCCAAAAUGCCCAGGCUCAACAACAGCAACAACUCGACCCAUUUUCCGUGGCUCAACUUCAGCAGCAGCAACAACAAGUCCUUGCUGCUCAGCAAGCAGCUCUCUACGGCGGUUCCAACUCUCCAUCUAGCAUAGAUGCCCACGAAAUGCCGCAACAAAACCAGGGGAUGGGCCACCAGCAAAGUGCCAGUAUCAGCGGCAUCAAUGGCUUUCCAAACUCGUCCAGCAACGCCCCUACCAUCGGCGGCUUGCUCGCCCCUGCACGUAGCCAUAAUCGCGCAGUCAGCUUGCCAGUGUUUGCACAACAGCAGCAGAACGGGGCCGUGCAAGGCGAUAACGGGGAGCAGCAACGAGGCCGAGGCCACCAGUACCAGUCCUCGUUCUCAGGAGGUCUAGGAAACGGGAGUGCUUUUGGCAAUGGAUAUGGUUUAGCGAUUCAGGAUGGGAAUGGACUGAAUGGACUGAAUGGAUGGGCAGAGGAGGAGGUGGUUGGAAAUUGA
Molecule: messenger RNA, 2508 nt
Organism: Lachnellula hyalina
Lineage: Eukaryota; Fungi; Ascomycota; Leotiomycetes; Helotiales; Lachnaceae
Product: Negative regulator of differentiation
Exons: 1
Coding region: 1-2508 (835 amino acids)
Biological process (GO): mRNA splicing, via spliceosome
Cellular component (GO): cytoplasmic stress granule
Molecular function (GO): mRNA binding
Source: RefSeq, a predicted model, not a curated record